Messenger RNA from Arachis stenosperma, 992 nucleotides. Its product is annotated as peptidyl-prolyl cis-trans isomerase CYP22. Gene Ontology annotation, molecular function: peptidyl-prolyl cis-trans isomerase activity. The transcript has 7 exons. NCBI's taxonomy places the organism in Eukaryota, Viridiplantae, Streptophyta, Magnoliopsida, Fabales, Fabaceae. Gene Ontology annotation, cellular component: intracellular membrane-bounded organelle. Bases 148 to 732 code for a protein of 194 amino acids. Gene Ontology annotation, biological process: protein peptidyl-prolyl isomerization; protein folding. The record is from RefSeq and is a predicted model, not a curated record.
AAUACCGCCAGAUACCCAAAAAAAAUAAAAAGAAAACUAACUAGAAGCAGGUAUUACACUUCCACGUACAACGUACACCCAAGCAAGAACACAAGCAGCAGCAGCUCAACUAAGUGUGCUGUGUGCUUCACUCGUGCGAGGUUCGAAAUGGGUUCUUCAGUUGGAGGAAGCAACAGCAACAACGCAGGCGUGGAGUGGCACGUGCGCCCUUCCAACCCUAAGAACCCCAUCGUUUUUUUCGAUGUCACCAUCGGUAACAUACCUGCUGGCAGGAUCAAGAUGGAGCUCUUCGCUGAUAUUGCCCCCAAAACCGCUGAGAAUUUCAGGCAGUUCUGCACUGGGGAGUACAGGAAAGCAGGACUACCUGUCGGCUACAAGGGUAGUCAAUUUCAUAGAGUUAUUAAGGAUUUUAUGAUUCAGGCUGGUGAUUUCGUUAAGGGUGAUGGCAGUGGAUGUGUCUCUAUCUAUGGACACAAGUUUGAUGAUGAAAAUUUUAUUGCCAAGCAUACUGGCCCUGGUCUUCUUUCAAUGGCAAACAGUGGAGUUAACACCAAUGGUUGUCAGUUCUUCAUAACUUGUUCAAAAUGUGACUGGCUUGACAACAAGCAUGUGGUUUUUGGGAGAGUGCUUGGAGAUGGUCUUUUGGUUGUCCGGAAGAUCGAGAAUGUCGCAACUGGACCCAAUAACCGGCCGAAAUUAGCUUGUGUCAUUGCUGAAUGUGGUGAAAUGUAAAUUUCAUGCAAAUUCUCUUUUUGACUCAGAACAGAACAAGUAACUUCUCUAACAAACGAUGGUGCUGCUUUGGUUGAAUCCUCUGUAGCAACUAUCAAUCACUAUACAGAAUGAGGCCUUGUAUGCAAACUAUCUUUGUGAACAUUGAAACUAAAUAUUAUUGUAAUAUUGGAAAAUUUAUCGCUGGAUUGUUGAAUGAUGCAACUGGGUAGUUUUCCUCGGUUGCUAAAUGGAGAUACCAAUCAAACCAUUCUUAGUCA